AUGAUUUAUCAGCAUUAUCGUCGUAUCACCAGAAAUAAAAUUCAGCCUUUUUGCAGAAAUCUGACUCAACGUUACUCUGGACUAUUCUUACUGGUUCUCGUAUGGUUUCUAUUUGCCCGUACUACUGUGAUGGAAUCACCAGACAUGUUACCAUGCCAAGGUUGGUUUCCUUACAAUUAUUCAAGACCAGCUGUCUACACGAUCACCGCUGUCUAUCAGCUUUGUGCUAUCUGUAAUGCUGCUGUGACCAAUCUGGCUUUUGAUCCAUUGCUACCCUGCAUCUUCUACUACAUUUGUGCACACAUCAAGAUACUCAAGCUUCGGUUCAAUACUUUGCUAAAAAAGUUAGAAAACUUUGAUGUCAACAAUAAUGACACACUGGUCAAUAAGCUGCAGAUAGAAGAGAAGCUAAUCAGUGAGUGGGUGAAUUACCACAUCGAUAUUCUAAGUUGGGCUGAUAUGAUAAACGUGACAUUUUCUAAAGUUGUCAUGGUCCAGUAUUCUUCUAGCUCUUUCAUUCUUUGUGCUCUUGCCUACUUGACUUCACAUACUCCAAUAGGUUCCGUGGACUUCAUUCGAAACUUGACCUUUCUCCUGGUGAUGUAUAUUCAAAUAUAUGUCCAAUGUGUAGCUGCUGAUCGCAUGACUGUUGAGUUUGCUGAUAUUGCCAUUGAAAUUGGAACAGCAAAAUGGUUCAAUUUGAGCUACUCUGCUCAGAAAUACGUCGUGAUCAUCCUAGCGAAAUCCAUGAAGCCAGUUGUUUUCACUUGUGGAUUCUUUUUGUCUUUGUCUCUGGAGUCAUUUAUGAAGAUGACAAUUCUUGAAAGGAAUUUUUUCUUCCUUAGUCUAGUUGGUCUUUGGAAACCAGUACACUUUGAAGGAUGGAAAUCAAUAUGUUAUUUAAUAUAUCACUUGAUAGUGCUUUUUACAUUGUUAUUAUUCUUAGCAUCUGGGUUUAUGGCAAUUAUGACGACUGCUUUCGAAUUGCAUUCAUUUAUUGACAAUGUUUCUCUAUUGCUCAGUUUAGUUACAGGAGGUAUGAAGAUCGGGUGCUUGAUCUUCAGUCGUAGUUCACUUAUUAAAAUUGAAGAGCGUCUUGAGAAGAGGCUUUUGAAACCUGAAGAUCAUGAAGAACAGAUGAUUUAUGAACGUUAUGUACAAAUGACGAGGUAUAUUUUCAAGUACUAUCCAAUGGUCUUCAUCGUCGCAAUAACCUGGUACUCAAUUGCCCACAUUGCCAUCAUGGAUCCACCUAAUGUUUUACCUUACGUUGGUUGGUUUCCCUACAACUAUUCCACCAGAAGCAUUUAUUGGCUCACAGCUUGUAACCAGCUUUAUGCUAUCUGCAAUGCUGCAACAACUAAUCUCUCUUUCGAUCCCUUGCUGCCGUGCAUGUUAUGUUACAUCUGUGCUCAUGUGAAUGUUCUCAAACAUCGGUUCAAUACCAUCUUGAAGAAAGUAGAGAAGAUUGCUGAUGAUGAUGGUUUCUUUAAACUGGAUACUGAAAGGAAGCUUAUUGGUGAUUGGGUUGAGUAUCAUAUUGAAAUCCUAAGCUUGGUAGAAUUCAUAAACUCCGUAUUCACCAACGUUAUAUUCGUCCAAUAUUUUGGUAGCGCAUUCCAGCUUUGCACCAUUGCCUAUUUAUUGUCUCACAGUUCAGUCAAGUCCAUGGCAUUCUUGGGAAACCUUAGUUAUUUUCUAGCAAUGAACUUUCAAAUUUUUUUCCAAUGCGUAAAUGCUAAUCGGAUGACUGUAGAGUUUUCAGAUAUGAGCGAAGAAAUAGGAACUACCAAUUGGUUCAGUCUUAGUAACAGUGGGCAAAAAUGUAUGGUAAUCAUUUUAGCUAAAUCAAUGAGACCAAUUAUAUUCACUAGUGGUUUCUUCUUGACUCUAUCACUGGAAUCAUUCACCAAAGUCAUCAAAUUAUCUUAUACAGUGUACAAUGUGCUAGAAUGAUGAGUUUUUAUAUUUAUUAGAUACAAAUAAAUGAC
Molecule: messenger RNA, 1991 nt
Organism: Chelonus insularis
Lineage: Eukaryota; Metazoa; Arthropoda; Insecta; Hymenoptera; Braconidae
Product: odorant receptor 2a-like
Exons: 9
Coding region: 1-1956 (651 amino acids)
Biological process (GO): detection of chemical stimulus involved in sensory perception of smell; sensory perception of smell
Cellular component (GO): plasma membrane
Molecular function (GO): odorant binding; olfactory receptor activity
Source: RefSeq, a predicted model, not a curated record